AUGGUGAAGGAGAGAAGCUCUUCAAUAAUUAAGUUGGAGAACUUUGAAAAUGCGGAGACCUUGGUAGAAAAUUACAGAAGAGAGCUUGAAAUACAUAGAUUACAUGAAACUUUGCAGUCUAUGCUAAUAGAAGAAGAUGAGUCAAUUAGUAAUAUUUUGAACACCGCCUAUGGAGAUUAUUCAUUGAUUUCGACAGAGUUAUUACCACUGAUUGAUAGUUUUUUGCCAAGUAUUAAACAAUUUCAAGAGAAAAUUGAUUCCAAUAUCAAUGAAGUUACAUCUAUAGUUGAAAGAUAUUCAGAAGAUAUUAAUUCAAAGAUAAAUAAUCAUAGCCUACUUUUUACCAAAAAGCUGGAGCAUAAUUUAUUUAUAAUUUGUCACAAUGAAAUUAACAGAUUUAAGGAGAUGUUGUUAAAUACAAAAGACCUGUUUAAUAAAGAUGAAACAAGCACUCCAUUUCUAUCAAUAAGAUUAGUUCAUUACUGUAUUUUAAGGUUAUUAAAGAUUAGAAAAAGCAUUGAUACCAUAUAUCAAACCAUUUCAAAAAUGAAUGCAAAACUUGGCUUUGAGCUCGAGAACAAUAAAUAUUAUAAUGAAUGUUUUGAAAUGUGUAAUGAUUUCUCUGAUGAAUUAAAAGAAUUAGUUAUUCAGGCGUCUAGUAAUCUACUACUAGUCAAUGAUAGUAUAUUUUCGGAAUCAGAAGAAUUCAAACAAAAUGAUAAUCUAUUGCUUCAAUGUAUUUUUCUUCUAAAUCUCAAGGCUGAGUUCAUAACUAAAAUAAACAGUUAUAUUGAUAAUGAAAUUAUUAAAAAUUACAUCUUUAGUUCCAAUAAAGACGACAAGCUUUUUUUUUCUAAUUUAAUAUGUGAGUUGGAAAAUAUUAUUCAAGGCGAAAAAUUAGCCAAACUGAUCAAGAAAAUUGUAUUUUCGUUAUUUAAUUACGACAAUACUGAAUAUCUGACGUUUGUAAUAGACAUUUACAUUCAAGGUAUUUUGUUAUACUUAUUGGAGUAUCUGGAAAAUCAAUAUUCUGAACAUAUAGUUUCACCAACAGCUCCAAUGGAUUUAUUUGUUCAUCAACUCAAUUCUAUUGUGUCUCUUAUUGAAAAAAAUGAGAAAAUACUGAUCAAUUAUGAAUCCAACGUAAUUCCAGCCAAUAAAUUGAAAGACUUGAAGCUUAGAAUUCUGAUUUGUUUCAGAGAAAACUAUUUCAUCAAUAAUUAUUCAAAAAAAUGGAAAUUUGGGACUUAUUGGAAUCUAAUUUAUAGAAAUAUUCUCAAUAGAAGGAUCAGUAUCCGAAAUGAACUGGUAGAAUUUUCAAAAGUUUAUGUAUAUGACAAUAAGAAGUAUUGGCUAAAGUAUUCAAUAGAAAUCAUACGUCAAAUACGUUGGAUACUGGGGAAUUCUUCAAUUCACAGUAAUACUCCUCUCCCUCCUUCAAGAUACUUUGUUCCUUUAUUUACACGCUGUCUUUAUUCCUCAUUGUCACUACUAUAUGACUACUCAAGUUACUUGUUGAGCUUUACAGAAUUAAGCCACUUUUCUGAGAAAAGUAACCAAAACAAUUCAAUUUGGUCCCCGAAAACCAAGCCGGAACAUAUUUGUUGUGUUUUGAUGGAUGCAAUUUCUUUUGAAGAAUGGGUGGAGAGUCAUUUUACAAACGAGAUGUUCUUUCAUAUUUAUAAUGUAAAAAGUGAAUUUGGAUUCACUGAAUCAUUUGACUUCUCUGAUUCGGAAAAUGUUCUAAAUAUUGAUCAGCUCAAAUCAAUGGUUAAAGAUGAGUUGAUUAAUAAGGACUAUUUGGUUCAUAUUAAUGAAAACCUUUUAAAGCCACUAAGUAACACAAUUAGUCUUUAUUUGAAAAAUCAAACAAUAAGGAUUUUUGAAUCAGGACUUAGAGCAGUCCCUUGCUUAUAUAGACUUACUGCUACAUCAAUUUCUAACAAAUCUACUGAUAGAGCUGAAAAUAGUGAAAGAAUACCAAGUAGUUAUAUUGAAAAUGCAACAAAACCAGUUGAGAUAUUUCUAAUAUUUUCUUUAAAUGCAAUUAAAUCAAUUUUGGCAGAUUUAAGUACCAAUACAAUACAAAAGUUAAAAGAAAUAUAUAACAAUAUCUUGUAUGUUACUUUUGAUCAAAUAUUUUUACAAAUAUUUGAUAUUUGUGAAAAACAAAUUCUUUCAUCCAAACACCAACUGGCUUCAUUACAGAAGCUAGCACAGAAAAAUAUAGAAGGAUCGGCAGCUAAUAGAAUUGACCCGAGUAUAAUAGCAUCCCAAUAUAUGACAGACAUUGAUACAUGGCUAGCAAAAAUGCUCAAAUUAAUCUCAGGCUUUUUCAAUAAUUUAGAUCCAGGAUCUGAGAAUUGUGUUGAAGAAUAUAUUAAUGCAAUAAAAGAAGCUCCUAGUUACACUAAAUUAUACGGAAUACUAAAGAGUUAA
Molecule: messenger RNA, 2439 nt
Organism: Cryptosporidium ubiquitum
Lineage: Eukaryota; Apicomplexa; Conoidasida; Eucoccidiorida; Cryptosporidiidae
Exons: 1
Coding region: 1-2439 (812 amino acids)
Source: RefSeq, a predicted model, not a curated record